Molecule: messenger RNA, 2346 nt
Organism: Rotaria sp. Silwood2
Lineage: Eukaryota; Metazoa; Rotifera; Eurotatoria; Philodinida; Philodinidae
Source: the annotation of a GenBank genome assembly
AUGAAAAGCAGAACAGCACAACAGAUCACAGCUUCUUUAACAGAAACAGUAGUUAUGUCAGAAUUGAUCAAUACCUUAGAAAUGGCAAUAAACGAUCCAGAUCAUGAAGUACAAUCUAUAGCUGUUUUGGCUCUUGCAGAAUUAGUCAAAAAAAAUCUUACACUCCAACUGCUUAAUACACUGCUGCACAACUUCAAGCACCAAGAUCUUAAAAUACGAAAUAGUGUUGGUUCAGCUCUUCAAGUAUCAGUCCAGAAUAAACCCAUACCUGCAGUAAUCGUCAGCUUGGUACAUGCACUAAAGGAUGAAGAUCAUCGUGUAAGAGAGCAUGUAGCUUCAGCUCUUGGACAGUUAGAUGGCAAAGCAGUCACCAUUGAAGUGAUAAAUGGACUAUUGCAAGCCCUGAAGGACAUAAAUGAAAAUGUCAGAGAAAAUGUUGCUCUGGCUCUUGGAAAGUUAGGUGACAAAGUAGUUACACAUGAAGUGAUCACUGGACUACUCGUAGCACUGAAGGACAAUAAUGAAAAUGUCAGAAAAAAUGUCGCUCGGGCUCUUGGAACGUUAGGUGACAAGGCUGCCACGACUGGAGUAAUCACCGAACUACUGCUAGCACUAAAAGACCAAGAUAAUGGCGUCAGAUCCAAUGCUGCAUGGAGCUUGGAUGCUCUAGUCUCUCAAAAAUCAUCGUCUGAAGUGAUCAAUAUGUUAAUACAGGCAUUAAAGGACAAUGAUCAUCAUGUAAGAAAGUCUGCUGCUUCAGCUCUUGGACAAUUAGGUGAUAAAAGAGCCACGAUUCAAGUGAUCAAUGAAUUACUACGACUAUUACAGGACCAAGUAGAUGAAGUGAGAUGGAGUGCUGCUGCAAGUCUUCUGGCAUUAGUUACUACAGGUACCAUUCUUAACGUGAUAAGUAGGUUGCUUCAACUGUUAGAGUACGAAGAGUAUCGGCCAUGUGCCUAUUACCUUCUUAAAGCAUUAAUGGAGGAAAAAGCCAUGCCUGAAAUGAUCAACCCGAUACUUAAAGUAGCAAAGCACAAAAAUGGUACUGUAAGAAGUCACGCAUUUUUUCUUCUUGGAAAACUCGGUGAAAAAGGAGCUACGAUCGAGGUGAUCAAUGCAUUACUGCUGAUACUGAGAGAUGGAGAUGAAGAUGCCGCAUUGAGCUUGAUAAUGUUGGUUGAAAAGAUCUCAUCGCCUACAAUAAUCAACAUGUUGGUACAUGCAUUGAAAGAUCCAGAUCAUCGUGUAAGAGAACAUGUAGCUUCGGCUCUUGAAGGGUUAGAUGACAAACUGGUUACCAAUGAAAUUUUAAGUGAACUGUUGAAAGCCCUGAAGGACAAAAAUAAAAAUGUCCGAAGAAAUAUCGCUUUGACUCUUGGAAAGUUAUGUGGCAAGGCAGCUUCGCCUCAAGUAAUUGCUGAACUACUGCAAGUUCUGAGAGAUCCAGAUCAUGAUGUAAGAAAUAGUGCGGCAUCGGCUCUUCGUGGAUUAGUAGCAACCACAGCUACAUCCGAAGUGAUAAAUGGAUUACUACAUGCUCUGAAAGAUGAAAAUCAAUAUGUUCGAAAAAAUGUCGCUUUGGCUCUUGGAACGUUAGGUGAUCAGGCUGCCACACCUGAAGUAGUCAAUGAACUACUGAAAGCUCUGAAUGACAAAGAUCAUGAUGUAAAAUUCAGUGCUGCUUCGGCUAUUGAAAGAUUAGGUGUCAAGGCAGCCACGCCAGAAGUGAUUAGUGGUCUGCUCCAGGCAAUGAAAGAACAAUAUGGUAAUGUAGGAUGGCGUGCAGCUUAUGCACUUGAGAUACUAGUCAAGAAAAAAUCAACUCCUGAAGUGAUCAAUUUGUUGAUGCAAAUAUCGCGGGACCAUGAUUUUCGAGUAAAAUGCGAUAUCAUUAGGGCUCUUGAAGGAUUAGAUAAUAAGCACACUACACUGGAAGUGAUCAAUUGGUUACUGCUUGCAGUAGACGAUCCAUCUGAUGACGUUCAACGGAGAGCAAUUUCUGCUUUAAGGCGUUUGCAGCUACAUAGUGCUGUUCUUUCCAAGUUAAAUGCCAAUAUACUGUCAAAGCUUACAACAUAUCAUUAUGUCUUCUAUAAUACACCUCUCUCUGAAUUAAUUGGGACCUAUUUGGAAACUCAGAACGAUAUUUGGCUUUCUGUUAUUUUUAAGCAAGCAUUGAAAAUGGGAUUUGCAGUGGCUUUCAUUGAAGAAAAGAUCCUGAUUUUUGAGAAUGAGGGCAUGCCUAGUGAAAUAGACAUAUCUACUUCAAAGACACGUACAGCAUCGAAAAUCCUCAUUCAAUCGUUCGGUAACCAGGCAGAAGAAUAUUGUUUGCGGUGGAACUGA